This is a messenger RNA of Heterobasidion irregulare TC 32-1, 342 nucleotides long. RefSeq lists its product as uncharacterized. The record is from RefSeq and is a predicted model, not a curated record. The annotation marks the transcript as partial. The transcript has a single exon. NCBI's taxonomy places the organism in Eukaryota, Fungi, Basidiomycota, Agaricomycetes, Russulales, Bondarzewiaceae.
AAUCUCGAUGACCCCAUUCUCUGUCUGUCGCUCGAUUUAUACCUGGCAGUCAGUAACGCUUCAGAGCAAACUUACGAGGAUGUUCGCUUGUCACUCCUGCGAUAUGACCCUGCCCUCCAGCUCCUGUCCUUGGAUCAAGUCGAACGCCGUGUUGCGGAAUUAAGCGGCGUUGUCCCAAUUUCUCAUCAUAUGUGUGUUAACUCAUGCAUUGUGUUCACUGGACCUUUCCGAGAUCUAGUGACAUGUCCCAUGUGUCGGGAGCCUCGUUACGAUCCUCUGAAGCCAGGUACAAAGACUCCUCGACAGGAGUUUCAGACAAUCCCGCUAGGCCCACAGCUGCAG